AGUAGGUCUUUAAUUUAAGGAUACAGGUUGUGUUGUUAUGCUCAAUGAUUAACCUUCUUUUUGAUAGAACAUAAAUGUUGAUAGGUCUGACACUGUUAUUUGUUUUUCUGUCUUCCAAUGCCAUUUAAAUAAAAAUAUAGUUUCUAAUGUUUUCUAAUGCAACAUAAUGUAACAGUGAAGGUGUCCCACAGUGAGAACACCGUGUGUAAAAUAAGCUUUGGGCUUUUCUGAACUUUUGAACUCGAGAGCUGCUCCGUCUGUCGCUCAACCUCUCAACCCUCCGGAAGUUCCCGAGCCGAGUCGAAGCCCGCCGAGGACGACGUCAGCAUAUUUCGUUCUUUCGUUUUUCGCCUGCUGCGUGCGAAGGAGAGAGAGGAAAAAACGGCUCUCAGCAAAGCAACAAGAAGGAAGAGCAAUGGCGACACUGGAUCGCCAAAUACCAAGUCCGGAUACCUUCCUUUGCGAGCCUUGGUCUUCCUUCGUCAGUGCGGCUAAAUUACGUUUUGUUGACAACUCGUCUUUGGAUAACAGCGACAAGGAGCUUUACUGCCUCGGUGAAGCCGUGAGGCUUAGCAAACAAGAGAUGCUCGUCUACAGCCAGUUUCCAGCACUGGAGGAUUUUUGUCUUGUUGUCUGCCAUGUCUGCAAUCAGGUGGUCACCCCUCAGGGCAUCCUCACACACUAUGAGAAGCGCCACAGCUCCCCCGCCCCCUCCAGGAGUCCCCUUGUCCCCAUGAAGCCCAAAGCACCUGCAGUGGCCCCUGCCGUGGCUCCCGGUCCUGGGGACACGCUGGCUUUCAGGGUGCCGAAAGACUACCCUCACUCCCGCUUCAGCAAGGCGCCUCUUGCUGUCUACCCGCCAAAGGGGGCACGGAACAAGACGUGUGUAUCCCUUCCAGUUGUAAGCCUGGAGAAGAUGCCCUGCCUCAGCCGCGCCGACUCCGCAUCACACGUGCGCCUCACCGCCUCCUCCUCUUCCUCCCCGUCUCCCUCCUCCCUCAAACCUCCAUCCCUCACUCCCCCGGGCUCCCAGCGGUCCAGCGAGAAGCUCGUGAACGGUCGCGGCACCAGCGGACCGUCCACCCCGCGCUCAACCACCUCUCCAUCCUCCCUGGACAGGCGGCCCAGUCCGGCACGAUCUCCGCUGGACAGACGGCUUCCAUCAACACCUUCUCCUUCCCCACUCGACCGGAAACCCUCCCCGUCACCUUCGCCUUCUCACCGAUCCGGCGCUCUGCCGUCGUCAUCGCCGUUGGAGAAGAAGCACCAAAAUGGGACUAAGACUUCUGCCAGGUCGCAAAAAAGACUCUCAGGAAGAGUGUUUGAUCCUAACAAGCACUGUGGCGUCCAGGACCCUGAGACUAAGCGACCCUGCACGCGGUCUCUCACCUGCAAGACUCACUCCUUAACCCACCGCCGAGCCGUCUCCGGCCGAAAAAAACAUUUCGACAUCCUCCUGGCCGAACACAAGGGGAGGGCGAAGGUGAACGAGGGGGUGAAGGAGAAGGAGAGAGACAGGGACGGAUCGCAGGAAGGCGGCAGCCAGAGCGUCACGUCACAAGAGACGGCGUGUCCCAGCAAGCCUCACUGCCCAAAUGGACGACCUCUGUCCACGCUGAAGCUACGGCUGGCGAAUGCACACAUACCCAGGGUCCCAGGCUCUGCCACCUCCACCUCCACUUCCACCUCCACCUCCACCCCUCUGCCCCCAGCACCAGCCCCGGCCCCGGCCCCUAACCCAGAGCCGUCUCCCCACAGCUGGGCGGCGGCGGCAGGAGACAGUGCUCGACUCUCCAGCGACGAGGGAGACCCUGAGACUCCGGAGGACACCGACAGACCUGCCUUUCACUACUCCAGUCGCCACCCACAGCCUUUAGGGUUUUGCGUGUUCAGCAGCCGGCUCAUGGGACGGGGCCACUAUGUGUUCGACAGGCGGUGGGACAGGAUGAGGCUGGCGCUUCAGAGCAUGGUGGAGAAGCACCUUAAUGCGCAGAUGUGGAGGAAGGUGCCUCUGGCUGCAGAGAGCCUCCACUCCCUCUCCUCCUCCGGUACCUCCCCCCUCACUUCUCAACAGAGUCCCUCUCCCACCUCCGUCACUUCUCCUCUCCUCUCCUCCCCCUCCAACUCCUUCUCCUACACCACCACGUUUCCUCAGUCCGCAUCCAUGGCAGGGGUGUUCAGCAUUCGAGACGCUCCACAGCCCAUCGCCCCAGUUUCUGCGCCGGGUAAAGCCCGUAACGGCACGCAUAAAGCCAGCCGCCCAUCCAAAGACACGGAGGACUCUGUAGUGGGAUCGAAGAGGAGGAAAAACUCUUCCUACUCCUCCUCCUCGUCCUUUUCUCCUUCCUUGUUACCAACUGUGGAUAGUCACAAGAGGAACGGCAGCAGCCAUCAUCCGACGUUACAAGGUUCAGGAGGGGCAGCGGCGACGGCAGCCAGGAAAAAGGGACUCGGGCGUGGGGGAAGUGGGCUCUGGAGCGGCGGAGAGGACUGGCUAUCCAGAGCAGAUGGGUCUCAAAGUCACAACUCACAGAACAGUCGCGAACUUGGCACAACCAGUAUACCCUACUCACCCAACAGGGAGCCUGCCUCCACACCCCAUCAGCCCCUGGCUUCCCCCUCCGGACCCUUGGCUUAUGGGGGAGGAGCAGAGGGCAGGAAGAGGAGGAGUCCCAGCUCUUACAGAGGGAAGGCCAGCAAGUUGAGCAGGCCGGGUGGGUUGGAGAGCCUCUUUGGGAAUGGGAGCGACAGCGUGGGAAUACUGGCUUCGGGGCCAGAGUCCCCGAGACAAGCCAAGUUGCAUCACUGACGGAAACCUGUUCCAAGGACAGAAUGUUGGGCAGCUGUGCAGGCCACCGCCGUUUGCGACCUUUGACCUCACCACUCUUCCACUGACAGCACCAAUCAGACUGCUUCACUCUCCGCGAUGUCACCCCUAUUUAUCCAAUGACAGCUCAGUUCACCCGGCUGUGACACCGGGCGGGGGUGGGGGGAGGGGCUUUGGAGUCUUUGCCCACAGUCGGCUGGCAGUCACUUCCACUCUCCACCUUCUCAUUAUGGAUCACUUUUCACGGAAAGCUGCCGUGCACGCACUGUGGUCGCGGCCUUUUCAGAACAAGACAUUGGAAUCCAAAAACUUCUCCUUUGAAAAGGGAAAUUGCCUCACAGUUUUUAAGGCAUUGUUAAUACAACCACCACUGCACAGUUUUUGGGGGAGACACUUUUUUUCUUUGAACAAUAUUUUCUGGUUGCUCUGACCCUUUUUCUGGUUGCUGUUUCAGGUCAGCUGACAAAGAAAGAGGUCUGUGAUUGUUUUUGGGAGUUAGAUGGUUGAAGGACCUACUGACACAACUGCUGUAGGACUCAGCCUUCAUCUAUGCCACCUCAGCUCAGCUUUCCUAUCUCGAUUUUAGUUUUUUACUCUUCCUCAAAGGUGGAAGAGACAACAGCAGCUCUGUUUCAGUCUCUUUAUUUCCUCCCAUCUUCCUCUACUACUUUUUUAUAUCAAACAACUCUGUCAACAUCUCUGCAGUUCUCUUUUUACCUUUAUCCCUUCUCUCUCCCCGUCCAUCCCAGCAUGCCUGUGUUCAAAGUGCACUUACUGCCCUCGCUUCCUUCUUCGCUGACUCCAGAGCAGUCUCCAGCAGUGCCACACAAGGACCUGUUCACACAAGGGAAGAAAAAAGAAAACCCCACCUGCGUUACCAACUGCGUCAAUGCAUUGCAUUUCAGUAUAGGAAGAAGUCAGAUUUUAUUUGAAGUGUUUUGGGGUUUUUUUUUCCUUCGUUGUGGUUUUCAAUGUUGCAAGAAACACAAACUCCUGUCUGUGUGUCAGGACUUGCAUCCAAAAAGGAAUGAUUACUACGGUGUUGGAUCUUUUUAUUUUUAUUUUCUUUUUUGUAAAAUAAUUUAUCGCUCCUAAAUGAUUUUCUAACUGACCCCUCGAGGUUUGAGCUACAGAGACUUUUUAAGCAAAAAAAAUAAUAAUUUCUAUGGCAUUUUGAAGAAAUGUUGAAAGUAUUAUGAUAGUUCAUGUUGUCGAUAAUGUGUACAUAUCUGUUAUUAUUUUUGUAUUUAUUAAUAAUUGUCCCCUUUUACUAAAUAUGAGCUAAACAGAGUAUUUUUGCCCUCCUAUAGGCUUGUGUUUAACGAUGACAAGAUCGGCCUGGUUUCUCAAAAUCCUCACAGAUUUGUUCGUCAGCGUGUUUUUAAAUUAAUACAAAUUUAUAACUCAAACACAGCCAAAUAUGAACUUUGGCUGUGGGUGCUGUGUAUGUCAUUACUAUUUCACACUGCUGCCAAAUAACAAACGCCACCUGUGGCCAAUUCUGAAAGUGAUUUUAGUCAGGUGUGUUCUAAUAACAAAGCCUAGUUACGUCUAGCUUAGUGUGUUGUCUGACAAAGAAUAUCUUGACUCGAGAUGCGGCUGAGAGUUUUGAAAGAGCUUCAGCCUCAAUUCCAGAAAGCUGUACUCAUUUCUAUGUGGUAUUAAUGUUGGCACCGCUACUCCAUUAUCCUCAGUGCACAGCAGGUCCCACAGUUCCCAUAGUUGCCUUGGUUGUUCACCGUCCACCAUGUCCCCUACUGGGAAUAAUAACUUGCAUUGAUACUCCUGGGGAUAGCUACAGAUAGUUGCCUGGGAAAACAGAAGCGCUGUCCUCAUCUUGUUUUGGUUCAGCAGUGGUUGACUAACUUCCUUUUUGCAGUAAAUCGAGGCUUCAUUUUCUCACAAGAUUAUACCAGACAGAGUUGCAUAGUGAAAGUGAAACACGAUGUCAUUAUUCUGUAGCCAAGAAUCAUAAUGAUAAGUUAAAGCAAAAAACUUGUCUGUUUCCACUUUAAAGUACGCUGCAAAUCAGUGGUUCCCAACUGGUCCAGCCACAGGGUCCAGUUUUGUCAUUAGUCCGAGGGCCACACAGUUUAAUAUAGUCGGCGUUUUCUUGUGUUUGGCCAUGUCAUCGAGGUAGUUUGCCGUCUCUGUCAAGUAGCUGUCUGUUAGCCAGUCACACUACAGCAGGAAACAGCACUUCAAAAUAAAAGCUUUGUGCCUGAAAUUCACUGUGCUUAAAAAUGAAAAUUGUUUUUUGCAAACUACACACAUUUGCAGUCCACUCAGAAUAGACUUGCGACCCACUUUGGACCGCGACCCACCAGUUGGGAACCACUGCUGUAAAUGGUACAAUGCAUGUAGCUGUCAACAGCUGCUUAGAAUUAGUAUGUAGUUUAAAAUUGGGACAAAGCUACAACCUUCAUCAUCAGAUGGAGUUAACUUGGUUGCUAUGGAGAUGCUCAGGUGUCAUCACUUGCGGAGGGGGUGUAGUAAAUGGACCGUGAGUUAAGUUUUUUUUUGUCAGACUGUUACUUAUAAGUUUAUUAAUGAACCUUCAAGCUCAAUUGUGUUGCGUGUUGUGUUUCCUGCCACUUUUCUUACCCUGUAAAACUAAAGAGAUGAUGGUCCUAAAAGUUUCUAUCCCAGCGUAUCUUCACAUUUCUAUUAAGGCUGCAGUGUUUUGCGAUGUUUAUCAUUAAAAAAAUUGACAUCACUGACGAUAAAAAACAAAGCCCUGAUUUCUAAUAGCUCAUGUACGCUAAAGAACAAAGGUUGAUUUUGUGACACCAGGCCUUGGUUAGUAUUUUCAUACAAGGGCCCCACAUUCCUGUUUGCCUGUGGUUUCACCCUUUUUCAUACUUCUUCCAAUGUUUAAAGAACUAUAGCUAUAUUUUUGAACUGUCUUUAUCUUCCAGGACCGAUUGGUCUAGUCUCAGUGCGAUUAGCCUUGGUCGUUGGGUGUGUAAAAAUCAAAGCCAGGUCGAAAUGCUUUCACUUACUUAUCAGCUGCAACCGUCAAACUUGGUACCGUUUUGUCUCCGGUGGCUCAGUCGUUGGCCAUUUCCGUGAGGCUUUUAAAGGGGCAGUCUAGAUUUUUUUAAGCAUAGCUGUAUGAGGCACUUAUCCAUAGUCACUGUGUUAUAUAUAGUAGCUAGCAGUCAGUUAACCCGCCUGUUUUGAGAAGCACGCAGUAGUAUCGCCACAGAAGCAAAACAAUGUGUUGCUGUGGAUGGGGGCUGCAGCAAAAUGUAGCCACCUAAAAAAAAAAAAAUCAGUAUCAAGUGUUUUUGGAAUACUGUCACUAUUUUCCCUUUCACAGGGAACAGAAGUUGUUUUCUACGCUCUCUUCAAAGCCACCACACUCAAUAAUUUUACCUCACAGAACACGGUAGUUGCUGGUGUACAGCUGCCUCGAUCAGCUUGUAGUUUGUGUUUUGUGACUGUGGUGAAUCCAAAUUAACCCUUUAAAACACCAAAGUCUCACAAUUACACCGUAACAAACUGAUUCGGGCAGCGGUAGAGCAGCGACUCUCAUUUUCUGCAAGGUAAAAUCACUGUUUUUGUUAAAGUAGUCUGGUGGCGUUGAAGAGAGCAUAGAUAACGGCUUCAGUUCCUUCUUGGAAAGGGAUGUCGGAAAGUCACGAUACUGGAACUUUUUAAUCCGAUAAAAUAGCUAAAAAAAAUAUUCCAUACCAUUUGCAAUACUAUGGGGAAAAUUUGAUGUAGCACUGACGGCAAGGUAAAGCAGUGAAAAUAUUCUAAAUAUAACGUACACUUGAACUGAUAUUGACUUUUUUUGGGUGGCUAAAAUACAUUUUGCUGCUGCCCCCAUCCACAGCAAUGCAUUGCUUAGCUUCCCUGUCAGUACUGCUUCUCCAAACUGGGACGUGCGGACCAACAUCUAUUGUCAGCAAUACACUGAAUACGGAUGAGUACCUCAUGCAACCCCGCUUAAAUGUUUUAAAUACCUACAAGAUGCAUACAUACAGCAUCAGGUGUAUUAUAGCAGCUCACGGCCGCAACUAAAUGUCCUAAGUGGCGCAAACAUGAUCAGAUUAAUCCGAGGAUGUCAUAUCAUAUAGGUGCAAGAAAACGUGUGAUAUCCAUGGUUAAAAGUGGUGUCAUGGACGCCAUAUGUCAAAAAACAAAUGGUUAAAACCUUUAAAUGUCUGAAAGGUACCCUGUUUAUUCGUGUGGUUUUGCUGAUGAAGCCAAAGUAACUGAAAGCAUUUUGAUUUGUUGCGAGCGACGCUCCCACCUGGUACUCGCCAGCUGCUUUAAAUAACUUUUUUUUUGUUUUUGUUUCUUUUUUUGUCUCGAAAGCAUCUAAGCACUAAUGAUGAAUUAAUUGUACAUAAUCAGUUGUAUUCGUGUUCUGCUUUUUCCCAAGUGCUUCCCAUGAUGACACUUUAUUCAUCAGUGCGUGAGAUCGUCUAGAUCAGUUUAGUGAUACCGGCUCUGUGGUCUUUUUUUUUUUUUUUUACUGUAGACACACGUGGUUUACCCGGGUACUCGCAGUGUCCAGUUAAAUCAUUAGCCUGCCUGCAAUUACAUUAUAGACACAUAUUCACAGUUUUCUCUGUUUAACAUACAAACAGAUGUAUAAAGAUGUUGGUUUAAUGGCUGAAAAGUUGAAGGUUUUUGUUUCCGUUCAAUAUCUCACAUGCUACUACAGAUCAAACCUGAUGUUCUUAGCGCUGAGAUGUUUUUGGGAAAUCCCACCCUGACUUACUGUUUAUAGUUAGUACAGUCUGUUGCAGCUAAAAUUAAGACGAAGCUCAAGGAUGUCAGAGCAGUUAAUGUUAUCGUUGCUGUUGAAUUUUACGGAGGUAUUAACAGUUUUUUUAAAAGCCUCCCCCUUCCUUUUUUUUGCACUUUGUCAUAAUGCCCAGAUCUUUAAUCUACUUCUAUUUAUAUAAAUAUUUGAGAUAUAAAAAAACAAAUCUAUAUCUAUAUAUUUGUAAAAGUGUUUCUGGCAACUACAGUAACAGAAGAUGAAGAGUAUAUUCUCGGUGAGUUGGCCCCUUCAACCAGCGCGCCGCCGUUGUUGUAUCUGAUCCAGACUGUGUCGAAUGUCUGAAGAAAUGCCUUGUAAGAGUCGCGGCAUAUUCGCUCUCACUGCGGUUGGAUCAGAAAAUGGAUUUCCCAUCAGAACAACUGAACACUUGCUGUAUAAAAAAUGGUCUUAUAUCCAAGCUUUUAUUAAAUGAUUGAAAGUGGAUGUUGUGUUAUUUGUAAAUCAGAGUCCCACUGAUGAUGACGACUGCUUUGUGUAUGUUGAGUGUUUUCUAUGUGUAAGGAUCUCAUGAUUGUUAAUCUUUGUGUUGUAGCAGAAGAGCAAAUGUGUCCUCUGUGGCUGUCAGUGUUUCACAAAGCCGCUUCAAUUAUGUAUUUUGUGCUUAAAUUUUUACCAGAUGCA
Messenger RNA from Epinephelus moara (kelp grouper), 8249 nucleotides. It is a transcript of the gene atxn7l1, whose product is annotated as ataxin 7-like 1. The coding region runs from base 416 to 2809 and encodes 797 amino acids. The transcript is spliced from 12 exons. NCBI's taxonomy places the organism in Eukaryota, Metazoa, Chordata, Actinopteri, Perciformes, Serranidae. The record is from RefSeq and is a predicted model, not a curated record.